Molecule: messenger RNA, 372 nt
Organism: Fusarium proliferatum ET1
Lineage: Eukaryota; Fungi; Ascomycota; Sordariomycetes; Hypocreales; Nectriaceae
Exons: 1
Coding region: 1-372 (123 amino acids)
Source: RefSeq, a predicted model, not a curated record
AUGAAGCUCGUUUUCUCACCGGCUCUCCUCUUCCUCGGCCUCACUACAGCUCAAUACGGUGGCCAAAUCAAGGUCAAAGACGACGGCUGCCCUCAAUUCACCGCUGGCGAAAAGUCGCAACCUCUCAGUUGGGUCAAGGGCAACAACAUCUGCGCAGACCUUUCCGACAUCUGCCCCGAUGGCAAAUGCUUCAUGGCAUUCCAAGCCCUCGUGACCGGCACUGACAGCAGAACGCCUGCUAAGAUGGGAGCUUGUCCUACGGAUGAUUGCUCUUCGGAUUGCCAGACCUGGGACGUCGAAUCACAGAGCAACAGCAUCAGUGUUGACUGUGCUGAGUUUACUGGCCAGCACUACUUUUACUUAGGUGACUGA